Messenger RNA from Coregonus sp. 'balchen', 5663 nucleotides. NCBI's taxonomy places the organism in Eukaryota, Metazoa, Chordata, Actinopteri, Salmoniformes, Salmonidae. The record is from the annotation of a GenBank genome assembly.
AUGGGGAAAAAGGACAAGCAAGAGGAAACGGAGGGGAAGCACAAGGUAACAUGGACCAGUCACUUCACUUAUGCAUACACACACACACACACACAUCUGAUGGUUAUUUGAUUUUAUAGGCGAAUCACUCCAGUUCUUAAUACCCUUGUAAACCUCUGCAGGAGCCGAAGAUCACAAGGUGAGCAUGGACAGAUGAGUCUAUUCAGAAACAUUUACAUACAGGGUUUAUGUGAAAGCAACCUUAAUUACAAUCUCCAAUUUACAUGUCUUCAUUCACAAUGAAGGGUGUAGUAUAAUUGUCCAAUGUGUUCUGUUUCAUUAUGUAAGUCAAUGGUCACCUUAUAUAAAUUGCCUCAAUUAGGCAAUGCUUCCAGCUUAGCAAUCAUCUGAUUUUAUCUUGUUUUAACAAUGCAUUUGUGGGUUUAUUUGUGAGUGUGAGACUUCUUCCGUCUUUCCUUUAUCAGUUCGGGGGAAUUUAAAAGCUGCCUUGGGGAGCGGCCAUGUAGAUGUGGAGACCAACAGUGUAGGCAUGAUAUACACAGGCCCAAUUAUUGCAUAUCCCUGUAUUAGCAGAAAAUUGUAGAUAAUGUUUAUUCAUGAGGUUUCUCUGUCUUUCUCUCACAGGAUGCAUCACCACCUUCUGGAAAGAAGUAUGUUUUUCUUCUAAUGCUGAAAUGAUUCACACCAAAAGUAAAGUUUAACUUCAAUGUAAACAGAGAGUAAGAUACAGUAUGUUGGUGAUGAUGAGGUUUUCUUUAUUGGCAGUGACAUUGACUUAAACAACAAUAUAUCUGCCAAGGACAAGGAAUCAGAUGGGAGAAAAGGGAUACAGGAAAUGUUUUAGCUUGAAUAUUUUGUGAUUGUUGAUGUUUUGCUUGCCUUGUGUCAUUUCUCACCCAUUGUUAUGUCAAUGUAGCGCAAAUCUAGAAGUAGCAAAAAGAGACACCACGGGACGGACGAGGAGAAGUUGAGCAAAAAUAAGUUUGUAAACUAACAGGUGAACAGCAUUAAUUGUCAAGUUCCACAUUAAAAAUUAUUCAUACUCUGUGUAUGGGUGUUGCUAUACUCUAGUGCAGUGGUUCCCAAUUAUUUUUUAUUUUUUGAAGGAACUCAGUCCGGCUUUCAACUUACUCUUGAAAGUUGUAAUAGUAGAAUGCACAAGGUGCAAUUUUGAAAUUGGGUAGUGCAUCAUCAGUUUUCCUCUUGUUAUGUCAGUCAUUGCAUACCUUAGAGAGCGAUUUGUAACUUGUCAGAAAUGUCCAGAUCAGUUUGCCCAUGUCAGCUAAAGUUUUUUAGCCCGUAGAUUUUGUUGUAAUGUUUGAGUCACUCAUAUCACAUGAAUACACAUUAGACAUGGCAAAAUGUUUAGAACUGAAGGAAAUAAGUUUUAAACUUGCAAAAAUGUCUCUCCACCAAGAAGAGGGGUGUGAACAGUUUGUGUCAUGAACAGUGCUUGUUUCCAUAGAAAUAGACAUGGAGCUCUUUUUAAAAGCAUUUGUUGCUGUCCACUAAAUACUGAACAAAAAUAUAAACGCAACAUGUAAAGUGUGGGUCCCAUGUUUCAUGAGCUGAAAUAAAAGAUCCCAGAAAUUUUCCAUUUGCACAAAAAGCUUAUUUAUCUCAAAUGUUGUGCACCAUUUUUUUUUUUUACAUCCCUGUUAGUGAGCAUUUAUCAUUUGCCAAGAUAAUCCAUCCACUUGACAGGUGUGGCAAAUCAAGAUGCUGAUUAAACAGCAUGAUCAUUACACAGGUGCACCUUGUGCUGGGGACAAAAGGCCACUCUAAAAUGUGCAGUUUUGUCACACAACACAAUGCCACAGUCUCAAGUUUUGAGGGUGCGUGCAAUUGUCAUGCUGACUGCAGGAAUAUCCACCAGAGCUGUUUCCAGAUAAUUAAAUGUUCUGAAACAAAGCUGAAAAUGUCCCAGUUCUUCCAUGGCCUGCAUACUCACCAGACAUGUCACCCAUUGAGCAUAUUUGGUAUGCUCUGGAUCGACGUGUAUGACAGCAUGUUCCAGUUCCUGAAAAUAUCCAGCAACUUCGUACAGCCAUUGAGGAGGAGUGGGACAACAUUCCACACGCCACAAUCAACAGCCUGAUCAACUCUAUGCGAAGGAGAUGUCGCGCUGCAAGAGGCAAAUGGUGGUCAAACCAGAUACUGACUGGUCUUCUGACCCAUACCCCUACCUUUUUUUUCUGUGAACAACAGAUGAUGUUCUGUAUUCCCAGUGAUGUGAAAUCCAUAGAUUAGGACCUAAUGAAUAUAUUUCAAUUGACUGAUUUCCUUAUAUGAACUGUAGCUCAAUAAAAUCUUUGAAAUUGUUGCAUGUUGCGUUUAUAUUUUUGUUCAGUAUAGUUUGCAUUUGAAAGUCAUUCCAAAAGUCUCUCUUAUUUUAUUUUCUCCGUAGUUCCGAAAGCAACUGUAAAAUGGUAUACCUACAGAUGACAAUAAAAAAAAUCUGAUGUGAAAAAGGAAAAUGCCAAAAAUGAGAGGGAGAAAAAAAGACCGAAGGAAGGAGACCGAAGGAAAAGAGGAAUAUAAAAGAAGAAAAAUAAAAAGGAUGGUGAAGAGGAUGGGAAAAAUCUGAAAUGCAAGAGCGUAACAAAACAAGAGCACAGUAAAUAUAAAUGGUAAUUGCACAAUUAUUUACUCUAUAUUUCAUUUACUGGUCAAGUAUCAUAUUUGUCUGAAUUGUCUUUUGAUAUUCUCUGGGAGUUAUUUUUUUAAAUGUGAUUUUAGAACUGUUUCCCCCCUGUUAUAGUCGUUGGCAUAAUGAUAUUACACUCAAUGUAGCCGGAAUGAUUAACAACAUUGUUUGUUUCUAGGGGGACAGUAUUAAUAGUUGCACACACGUGUGAUGUUAUGAAUGUCCUUGGUGUUUGUGAAUAUCAUUCAUUCUUGCUAAUCUGGAAUGAACUAAUACUGUAAUGUUUUUGCCAAAUUGAUCUAUCAGUCGAAUACAUUUAAUAGAAGCUGUUCCGUUCUUUACUCAUUACGAUUUUACCGAUUUCUGUAAAGAUUAACAAUGAGGUCAAAUCCAGGUGAGUAAACGUUAGCUAGCUGGCUAAUAUAUCCCAACUGGCCGCAGAUGGCGCUAUUAUUCAUUUUCCGUUAUGACAAACGAAUAAUAGCACCAACUGCCGGCCGGUUGGGCUAGCUGGCUAAUAGCUAAUCCAAAACCACAUAUAAAUUAGUGUAAGUGUCUUUGUCAAAACAGUGCAGAAAGCCAGGAUAAUGCCAUUCCGGAAGAAUAAUUCUAGCUAGCUAACUAGCCACACAUUGUCAAUGUAAAGGGGUAACAUUAGGUAGCAAGCUACUUUAGCUAGAUUUGGCCUGGCAGCUAGAGGUGUUGUAUUUUAUCUUUAUUGUAUCUAUCACUUGCAUUGGCUUUUAAACCUGCAUAAACAUUUGAUGGCUUUCUGUGCUGUAACGAAAUAGUGAUAUGCUUGUCAGGUGGGAGGUAGGUCAUUCCAACAAUGGGAAGACAUGGACAACGUUGGAGCACAAUGGUCCACUCUUCCCACCAGAAUAAGAACCGUUACCCAAUAUCUUUCUUUUAUAAUGGUGAGUUACCACCGUAUAUACACACACACACAGAGGAUGUGUUACUCACUAACCCUCAUAGUUUUCCUGUCUCGUGUUAGGUCUGAUUUGCUAUAAAACUAAGUUUGGCUGCUGAGGAAGUAGCCUCGUUUUACGCCAAGAUGCUGGACCAUGAGUACACAACAAAGAGUGCCUUCCAAGAUAACUUAUUUACAGACAGGAGAGCGGUUAGUACCACUGAUUUAAAUCUAAAAAACCAGCCAGAGACUGAUUAAACAGGAAAUGACAGGAGGAGAGGGAGCAGAGGAAGAAGCUGUCAGUGUGAUUUCUCGCACAUCAACAAAUAAUUUCUGGAGAAGAAGAAAGCAUGACAAAAGAACAGAAACAAACUAAAUAUUAAGAUUUGAAAUAUAUUUUUAGGGGGAGCAAUAACAUUGCAACCAUUGUGGAAACCUUAGUUUUUCCCUCUUUAUCAGGUUCUGAAGGAGAAUAAUAAUAAUAAUAAUAAUAAUAAUAAUAACAGAGGUGUGUGGCUUUUGUGUGCUGGAUGGCCACAGGGAGAAGAUUGGUAACUUCUAGGUGGAGCCCCCAGGGCUUUUCCGCGGGCGGGGAGAACACCCCAAAAUGGACACGCUGAAAGUGAGCAUCCAGCCGGAAGACAUCACCAUCAACAUGCAGCAAGUGAGGGGGCCAGUAGAGCAUACAGAACAAACAAUCUCCCUAUAAGUUUAUGCUGCUCCCAAAAGUGAAUUAGUGGUGUAAAGGCAAUAAGCUUGAAAUAAAGUGUUUUGGUUGCUUUUCCAGAGGCGCUAAGAUACCAGUGGCCCCUAAGGGCGACAAGUGGAGGAAGGUGAAGCAUGAAGACAGUGACCUGGGUGGAGGACCGGGAGAUGAAGACCAGACAGAGAGGAGUGGCACUCUACUUAAUAGACAAGGUACAGACCUCACAACUAUCCUCAGUGUGGUUAACAAAGAUCAAGCCUGUUCACUUAACCUUAAACACAUAUUGUAGAACACUCAUAUGUACGCACAUGUACAGUGUACAUCUCCCUCACCAACGUGUGUGUGUCUUUGUGUGCAUGUAGCUGGCCCUGCGAGCAGGGAGUGAGAAGGAGGAGAAUGAGACGGCGAACUCGGUGGGUUGCUGCUCUCUGAGAGUGGGACACAUCACCCUCCACCAGCAGAAGGGAGGCCAGGAGUUCAUGGUGGAGUUUGACUUCCUGGGCAAAGACUCCAUCCGCUACUAUAACGAGGUGCCUGUGUAGGGCAGGGUGAGCAGCACUGUCUAGCAACUGUUCUAUCGCCAUUCCUCUGUAGUAUGUGUUGUUAAGCAGGGCUUAAACAUCCAUCUAAUGUACACAGCCAUAUUGACUUGUACACAGGUUUUCAAGAACCUGAAGAUAUUCAUGGAAAACAAGGAGCCUGACGAUGACGUGUUUGAUAGAAUAAACGUAAGUUGAAGACCCAGUGUACCUGGUUAUUUCAUGUUUAUGUCAUGCUUAGCAAAUGCUGGAAAAUGAGUGUAACCAAAGAACGACUAGCUAUGUGGUUCACACAGUAUGCUUAUCUAUCUCAGCAGAUACGGUUAAACUUGAUUGUUGUUUGUUCUUAGACCACCUACUUGAACAAGCAUUUGAACCAGUCCAUGCUGGGAUUGACAGCCAAGAACCUUCAACGCUUCCACCACUCUGCAAGAGCAGCUCAACAAGCUCACCUCUGGUUAGUCCACUUUCUAUACCAACAUCAGUACACUCAGUGCAGGUUUUUGAAGAUCUAGUUUACAAUAGUUGACAAGAAUUCUCAGCUCUUCUCUGUGACAUACGUGACCCUCGUUGGUCUUACUUUGAACAUGGCAUUUGCGUUCUUUUUUACUCAAAUGUGCUCUCUGUGUCAUAACUAUAUGAAUCUCUGAAACAUGCAGAUUUAUAGUAAGAGUACACUAAUGAAAGAUAUGCAUGUUUUCCUCCUCAGCUGACAUGAGUCUUCUGUCCUAUAACCGAGCCAACAGAGCUGUGGCCAUUCUCUGUAACCACCAGAGGGCAGCACCCAAUACCGUUGAGAAAUCCAUGCAGGGCAAGGUAACAGGAAUGUUUGCGUUCUCCGAUUUAUGUAGAAGCUAG